Oryctolagus cuniculus (rabbit) is the source of this 1704-nucleotide messenger RNA. It is a transcript of the gene FOXE3, whose product is annotated as forkhead box E3. The record is from RefSeq and is a predicted model, not a curated record. NCBI's taxonomy places the organism in Eukaryota, Metazoa, Chordata, Mammalia, Lagomorpha, Leporidae. Gene Ontology annotation, molecular function: RNA polymerase II cis-regulatory region sequence-specific DNA binding; DNA-binding transcription factor activity, RNA polymerase II-specific. Gene Ontology annotation, biological process: regulation of transcription by RNA polymerase II; cell differentiation; anatomical structure morphogenesis.
CCUGUCCCCCGGCGGCUGCGACGGUGGCGGUGGGGGGGAGGUGUCCAUAUAAGGCGGGUCGGCGGCCCCUGGCCCUUGCAGGCGCGCAGGCACGGGAGCCCGCGUCCCGACGGCUGGGCGCAGCGACAUGGAUCCGCCCGCCGCCUUCUCGGGCUUCCCGGCGCUGCCCUCGGUCGCGCCGUCGGGGCCGCCGCCGUCGCCGCUGGCCGGCGCAGAGCCGGGACGGGAGCCCGAGGAGGCGGCUGCGGGCCGCGGGGAGGCGGAGCCGGGCCCCGCGCCGGGCCCAGGGCGGCGGCGGCGGCGGCCCCUGCAGCGCGGGAAGCCGCCCUACUCGUACAUCGCGCUCAUUGCCAUGGCGCUGGCGCACGCCCCGGGCCGCCGCCUCACGCUGGCCGCCAUCUACCGCUUCAUCACCGAGCGCUUCGCCUUCUACCGCGACAGCCCGCGCAAGUGGCAGAACAGCAUCCGCCACAACCUCACGCUCAACGACUGCUUCGUCAAGGUGCCGCGCGAGCCGGGCAACCCGGGCAAGGGCAACUACUGGACGCUCGACCCCGCGGCCGCCGACAUGUUCGACAACGGCAGCUUCCUGCGGCGCCGCAAGCGCUUCAAGCGCGCCGAGCUGCCCGCGCCCGCGCCCGCGCCGCCGGGGCCGCCGCUGCCCUUCCCCUACGCGCCCUACGCGCCCGCGCCGGGUCCCGGGCUGCUGGCGCCACCGCCCCCGGCCGCCCCGGGCCCCGCGCCGCCCGCGCGCCUCUUCAGCGUCGACAGCCUGGUGAGCCUGCAGCCGGAGCUGGCCGCGCCCGACGCCGCCGCCGCCGCCUUCCCGCCCUGCGCCGCCGCCUCCCCGCCGCUCUACUCGCAGGCGCCCGACCGCCUGGGGCUGCCCCCGACGCGCCCCGGCCCGGGCCCGCUGCCCGCCGAGCCCCUCCUGGCUUUGGCCGGGCCGGCAGGUGCGCUGGGCCCGCUCAGCCCCGGGGAGGCGUACCUCAGGCAGCCGGGCUUCGCGCCGGGGCUGGAGCGCUACCUGUGAGCCUUCGCCAGGACUCCACCUCCCCCCAGGACCGGACGCUGCCAUCGCCGCCUUCCCCACGCCGGCUUGGAGCCCACCUCCCAGUCCCCAGUCUAGCUCGAGCGCACCCACUAAGACCUCGUCCGUGCCCACCCCUGGGAAGACGGUCACCCUCGCAUCACGUGCCCCAAACGACCCCGUGAUGUGGGAGCCCCCGGUGGCUGUCCCACGCCCUCCCCUCGCGAGCCCUCAUCUCUGCACUCCCACGUGGCUGUCCACGGGUCCCACCGCCUCGGAGCUGGGCCACGGCCAGGGAGCCCCAGCCCCGGGUUUCCCGGCGAGUGCCCAGCGCCUGGGAGCCACACCUUCGCUCGGAAGCCCUGUGCUCUACGACUCUGCUUCACCCAGCUCCUCUCAUCCUCCCACGGCCUUACCUGCCUCCCCACGAGUUUGUCCUGUUUCUUGCUUGGAGCACCCGCCCCUUCCAACACCUGGCUGCCCUGGUGCCCCCCACCCCAGCUGAGGAGAUGGCUGAGACGCGCAGCGCCAGGGGCUCCCUGACUAAAUGGAGUGUUGGGGGGGAUUUAUGUCUGCCUGCUCCCCCCCUACACCCCCGGAAAACGUAGGCCUUAUUGGGUUAUUAUUUUUUAAUUAACACUGGUUUAAUUAAAAAGAAAGAAACCUUUCUCUGG